Molecule: messenger RNA, 1144 nt
Organism: Tarenaya hassleriana
Lineage: Eukaryota; Viridiplantae; Streptophyta; Magnoliopsida; Brassicales; Cleomaceae
Exons: 1
Coding region: 237-944 (235 amino acids)
Source: RefSeq, a predicted model, not a curated record
GCAACUUACCAAUUCAUGCUGAGUUUUUGAAUAAUAAUAUAAUUAUUUGGACUCUGUUUGGAUACGUCACUGAUACUCAUAAAGAAAAGGCAACCAGAAGAACAAGAAACCGCCGAAGAUUCGAAUAUAUAUUUACAGGAAUUGGGCGCUUGAAUCGAAUUGGGCCAUUCUUGAAUCCGUUUUCUGGCGAUAUUACCCUGUCUCCGAUCUCACUGCAUUGCCUUCCGGCCGGUGAUAUGGCGGCCUCUGCGAGGAUUUGUUGUGGCGGAAGCGGAGGAAUCGUCUGCAAUCGGGGGACGGUGAUCGCUCGAUCGCCGUCGUGCAUGGCUUCGAUUUCCCGCCGCCGGAAUCGUAGGUUGUCCGGGAUCGGAAAGAUCUCAAUGUCGUUGGAGAAAACAGCGGUGAAAUUGGAAAGGAGGGGGAUGAACGGAGGAGGAAGAGACGGCGGAGCCGUCGUGUCGAGGGAAAAGGUCGACGAGUGGAUGAGGGAUUCGGUGGUGGAAAUCGUGAAGAACCUGAGGGAAACACCGUUGUUGAUCAACGUUUACGCCGGAGCGAACGGAUCUCUGACAUCGACGGCGGCGACGGCGGCGGAGGACUGGCCGGUGGUGAAGGGAAGGUGGGAGAGAGGGGAAGAACGGAAGCCGGAGGGCGUGAUAUUCGUGGAGAAGCUCGGCGAAGGUGACGUCGCGGAUCGGGAUGCAACGUGCGUUGAGGACGUCAGCCACGGAGGCGCGUGCGGGGAAGGGACGAGCGCGUGGGGGAUAGUGGCGCAGGGGAGGGGAAUGGACAGUGGGCCGGUUUGCUAUCUGCUGAAAACGACCCGGGUCGGGUCCGGUUUAGGGCCGGUUUGCACGCAUUUCUGUUUGGUUAAGGUGAAGGGAUUUAGGGAAACGGCCAUAUCGCAACUGAACAACUGCUGGUUGGUGCAAUAUGGGCAAUGAAGUAACGGCACACUACACAGCGUGGCCGUGGACUGAUUGAUUUCGUUAGAAGCAGAGGAUCAAAUUAUGUACAUUAUUGGACCAUACAUUCUUAAAUACAUUGAUAUGUUCUUCACUCUUACCCUGAUUAACUAUUGAACGUGUGAACAAUGUGUGUAUUAUUACAUAUAAUGCCAUUGUCAUUAGUGUAUUCAAGCUCA